AUGUCGUGGGCUUCUUUGCUGUCCAAAGACAAGGGAAAGACGGUGGACUUUGGGGCCCCGCAGCAGCACGUCUACGCGACGGACGACGCCAUUGACGAGACCGAGCGCCGGCUGCACAACCUCGCCCACGAAACCGCCUCCCCCCUCCGGCUUCCCGCCUUCGAGAAGGGCCUGCUGGUGUUGGACGCGAACGCGAUCAUCAAAGGCAUGGACAACCUGCUUACGAUUUCGGACGCCCUGGUGACGACGGCGCAGGUGAUCGCGGAGAUCCGGGAUCGAACCUCGCGCGAGCUCCUCCAGCGGCUUUCGGAGACGAUCGUUGUGUUGGACCCCACCCCUGACGCCAUCCACGCCGUCGUGGCCUGCGCGACGAAGACGGGGGAUUUGGGCGCGCUCUCCCGGACGGAUAUUCGCGUCUGCGCGCUGGCCCUGGACUGCGGGCGGGCGAUGAACGCCCUCCACCCCGCCAUUCAGCCCCUUCACCCCGAGGUGAAUCCCCCCUCGGGCGAGAUCGACGUCGUUCGCGAGGAGGUCACCGACGACGACGAGGACGAGGACGACUCCACCGCGGAGUCCUCCUCGGAUGACGACAGCGACGGCGGGGAGUGGAUCACCGCGGCGAAUAUCCACGAAUUUCAAAUGGGCGACCCCGUCCAUCGCCCUCGAGGCGAAAAGGAGCGGGCCAUGCAGUUUUUCGACGGCGGCGUCGCCUGCGUGACCUCGGAUUACGCAAUGCAGAACACUCUCCUCCACCUCGGCGUCCCCAUCGUCGGGAUGAGCGGGAUGCGAAUUCGCGAACUUCGGCUUUGGCUCCUUCGCUGUACCGCCUGCUUUACCCUCGUGAGCGAUACCACGCGGCAGUUCUGCCCGUCCUGCGGCUCUGGAGAUACCCUACGCCGAGUGAACUACGUCGUCGGGAUGGAUGGCAAAAAACAGCUUUUUAUCAACUUUAAAAAAUCCAUUAGUACGCGGGGGACCAUUUACAACCUGCCCAAGCCCAAAGGCGGCAAGCGAGGGACGAAUCGAACCCUCGUUCUGCGUGAGGAUCAGCUCGCGCAGGUCAUCAAGGGCACCUCGGGCGCCAAAAUAAAGGAGAAGCAAGCGAACUUUGCCGGUGGGGGCGACAAAUUGGAAGAGUUUGGCAUUCCCAUUCGGCAUAAAAAGCGCGAUAUGACGGAACCGAAGACCGUAUCCUCAUACCACAAGUAUAACAUGAACGAAAAGCGAAAGUUGCGGGCAUCUCGAAAGAAAUAA
Molecule: messenger RNA, 1254 nt
Organism: Phytomonas sp. Hart1
Lineage: Eukaryota; Euglenozoa; Kinetoplastea; Trypanosomatida; Trypanosomatidae
Source: the annotation of a GenBank genome assembly